AUGGACCCCAAAUAAAGAAAAGAUCGUUCAACAUCAAGGGAUAAAAAGAAAACAAAUAAAAAAUAAACUCAAUAUAGUUAUGGAUAGCUGAAGUAAGUAUUUGUAUAGACUAUAAGAUUUGGGGAAGUACAGAGUAAGACAAAAAAAAUAUCAUUAAAAACAUUCUUUGGAAACCCUGAAUUUGAAAUCUUUUGUUUGAGAUUCGAUUUCGAGGAUCAACUCAUAGCAGCUGGAUGUUCGGAUGGAACAGUCAAGGUUUUUAACAUAGUGUCUGGUAUAAAGAAAGCAGAAAUAUUUAAGGGAAAUUGGCAUUCAAUUUGCAGGGAUCUUCAGAAGGAGCCAGUCCAACAACUGCAAUUAGAUGGAGGAGAGAUGUAGCCAAUAAAGCCAAAAGCGUGUUUUUAUCAGCGAAUUCUGAUGGCUCCCUAAUGAUGUGGCAGGCUCAAACGGGAAAGCAAUUAUUCAGAACAGUCGAAUAGGGCAAUCAAUUAUUGGCCUUAGAUAUAAGAUCAGACGGAGAUCAAUUUGCUACUGCCGGCAAAGAUUUUAAAGUGAGUAUUUGAGAGUGAUUAUAAUAGAUACGUGUUUACGACGAUGAAAAGAAAGAAGUGAUCCACACUUUUGACAAGGCUGAUUAGUAAGAUUUCAUUAUUUACACAAGCAAUCAACCAGGACAUCAGAACAGAAUCUUUGCUCUCAAGUAUUUGGAAGAAACACCCAACAUUCUACUCUCUGGUGGAUGGGAUGGUAAUCUCUUGAUCUGGGAUCUUAGAGAUCACAAAUCUAUCGGAACUAUCUAUGGUCCUAAUCUUUCUGGGGAUAGUUUAGAUUUUAGGUAUCCACAUUUACAUUCUAUAUCUAGAAAUGGUUAAAUCUUGACGGGCUCUUAUAGAACAAACAACUAAAUGCAAUUGUGGGAUUUUGGUACCAGGCAACUAAUCUAAGAGAUACCAUGGGAUAAAAAUAAUACCAACAGUGAUUUCUAUGUCUAUUCUUGUCAAUUCAGUAAAAUAAAUGGAGACACCAUCUUGGCUGGUAGCAGUGGUCGAUAAGAAUUAAAGUUGUUCGAUAUUAAUAAUCAAUAUUAAACAUGCGGUUACAUCCAGGACUUAUAAGAAGGUAUCAAUAAUCUCAAAUAUUCGCAUAGGAGUUUACUGUGUGGAUUACGGAAAUAAGAGUAACAAAUUUGCUUUCGGUGGAGGAGAAGGAGUGGUCUACAUAUGUUCAUUGACCAAUUCAAAGUGAUGAAUAAAUAAUAAUAUAUAUAAAA
Paramecium octaurelia is the source of this 1270-nucleotide messenger RNA. The record is from the annotation of a GenBank genome assembly. Lineage: Eukaryota; Ciliophora; Oligohymenophorea; Peniculida; Parameciidae.